AUGUYCUUAUACAGGACUUUUCUAAAAAGACCUUCCAAUUUACUUGUUCAGAUUUCUAGUCUUGGYACAGCACCAUUCUUUGUUGAAAACAUCAGUGAUUUACAGCACAGUUCUCUAAAGCUCGUACGAUCAGUGUUCAGAAGAUACAUUAAACACAGAGACUUGAUUCUAGAGGAUAUCUUUGCUUCUUUAGCAAGACUACCCUCAAGUAAAAGGAAUAUGAGAAGCUACAGAUUAAAUGGUGAAGAGUCAAUACAGAUGGUUACAGCACUGGUUUUACAGCUGAUUCAGUGUUCUAUCAAGAUACCAGACAAAGAUGAUAGUCAUGCUGUAGAUACAACAGCAGAAUGCAAGGCAAAUGAAGAUGAACCUAUCAAGGUUGAUGAUGAUAUUCUGAUCUGUAAUUCCUAUGAAAAUGCUUUAAGAACAGCACAGAAUUUCUUGUCCAUGUUCCUGAACAAAUGUAGCAGUGUUGGUAAAGAUGAGGAAGAUUUCCGGCCUUUGUUUGAGAAUUUUCUGCAAGACUUGUUACUAAUGCURAACAAACCAGACUGGCCUGUUGCAGAGGUUCUUUUAACAUUGCUUGGAAAAUUACUGAUUGUAACAUUCAAUAACAAGUCCCUGGAUGUCAGUCUGAGAGUCUCUUCUAUUGACUACUUGGGUGUAGUAGCAGCACAUCUUAGAAAGGACGGUGUGAUAAGCCACCAGAUUGAGUCUGAUAGUAUCUCUGAUAUGCUCAUUGAUUUACUGGGUGAUACCUCAGAUGAAUCCGAUGAAGAAAUGACCAAAUGGGAUGAAAGAUCUUCCAAAAGAGUCCAUGUCCUGAGAAAAGCCCUUUGUCAUUAUCUAACAGUUGAAGGGCAAAACGAUGCAGCUUUAAUGUUUGCCAAGAAGUUUUAUCUAGCGCAGUGGAUACGUGAUGCUCAAAUAGAGAAAGAAAGGGCCAUGAGAAACCCUUCUGACUUGCCAUCUGAUAUCAUGGAAGGCUUGAAUGCCUACACCUCUUUUGGUGUUGACAGCAUACAGAAAUCAGAGGAAUUGAAACAAAAGCUGCAUGAGUUGAUAGAUGACAGGAUAACAACUAUAAGAUCUUCUCAGAACUGUCUUGACUAUGACAAAGCCUUGAUUGUGUCUAGAUAUCUGGGUUCAUCAAGAUCUUUCUCAAAAAGCUUUGAUGGUUAUCUUGGCCAGAUUCUAAGAAUCCUGAAUGAAAAUGUUGUUGCAAUCAGAACAAAAGCCAUGAAAGCCCUGUCCGCUGUAGUAUCUGCUGAUCCAUCCAUACUGUCUAGGGAUGACAUGCAGAAAGGAGUUCACACCAGACUUGUUGAUAUGUCUACUAGUGUACGAGAAGCUGCUGUGGAGUUGAUUGGUCGCUUUGUUCUUAACAGACCAGACCUCAUUCAUCAGUAUUAUGACAUGAUUGUUGAGAGAAUCUUGGAUACUGGUAUCAGUGUUAGGAAAAGAGUCAUCAAGAUCCUUAGAGACAUCUGUAUCAACCAUCCAGACUUUCCUAAAGUCACUGAAAUCUGUGUCAAGAUCAUCAGAAGAAUAUCAGAUGAGGAAGGAAUCAAGGAACUUGUCACCAAGGUAUUCCAGCAAAUGUGGUUUACACCAGAGAAAGGAGUUCAGCAAGAAGUCCUUCUAAAACGUGUGGUACAGAUGACUGAAGUUGUUUCUGCUUGUGGUGAGAACACUGACUGGUUUGAGCAGCUUCUUGACAAUUUACUAAGAAGUGAUGAAGAUUCCAUUGUCAAGUCAUCAGAAGAAGCCUGUAAUCAGAUUGUUGAAUGUCUUGUAGAGAACAUUCUACGACAGGAGGAGAAUGUCAUUGCUGCAUCUGAAGGCCAAACGUCAAGYAGUCAGAAACUGGUAGCCAGUCUAACUACUCUUUACCUUAUGAGUAAAGUUAAGCCACAGCUGCUAGUAAACCAUGGAGCUACCUUACAGCCUUACCUYAGCACUAAAUGCAGUACACAAGGAGAUUACCUGGUCAUCCAUAAUGUAGCAAGGAUUCUAGAGCUAGUGGUGCCGUUGAUGAAACAUCCUAGUGAGACGUUCUUGGCCAGUCUUGAGGAAGACUUGAUGAGACUUACCGUCAAACAUGGUCAGACAGUAGUUCAAAGCUGUAUAAGUUGUCUUGGAGCUGUUGUCAAUAGAGUCACUCACAAUAUUAAGCUUGUGAAGGAUUAUUUCCAGAAAUACUAUGGAUUUUUAUUGAAAGCAAAGAUGGAACAUUCCAAAAAAAGCAGUAAAAGUGGGCAAACACCCAAACCAACACUACURAGAUCACUGUUUACACUGGGRUUGCUAUGCAAGCAUUUUGAUUUUGAUGCUGAUUGUACAACAUCCAAACAGGGUGUAACAAGCAACAAAGUGUUUGCUGUUUAUAUCUAUUUCUGUAAACAUGAAGAUGAAGAAGUYAAACAGAAAGCAAUCAGUGGAUUAGGGUUCUUCUGUAUCAGAUAUGCUGAACAGCUCAUGAAAGAUGAAGCUAAAUCUCUUUAUCAGGAUAUCCUAUCAUCAUCAAAUGAAUCUUCCAAGCUAAAAUGGCAGGUGUUAAAAAACUUCCAAACACAUUUGCUGGAAGAAGAGAAAAGACUUAGAAUACAAGACCAUGAAUGGAAGAAGCAGUCUGAAAAAGAAAACUUAAAAGAACUUGGUGACACACAGUCUGGCCAAGCCAGUGCUGUGAUGCAGAUCUAUUUGAAAGAUAUCUUGGAAAUGUUCUUCCAUAAACAAAGUCAGCUACGAACWGCUGCACUUACAGUGGUAAACUUGAUCCUGAGACAAGGUCUUGUCCAUCCAGUACAGUGUGUACCAUACUUGAUUGCUGCUGGUACUGAUGUAGAACAACAGACAAGAAUUAAAUCUGAUCAACAAUUAACUGAYAUUGACAACAAAUACUCUGGAUUUAUACAGAUGAAGGCCCUUGCUGGUACCAAGAAGUCUUUUGAGCUUCAAAARCUCAUCCAUGAGGGCACUAGUGAACCUAUUCGUGGAUUCAGAAAAGACUCUUCUUCAAGUCUAUUAUCCCAUAUGUAUUCAGUAGUACGGACCAGUCGGCAACCCAGACGGUCUCUUCUGCAAUCACUGCUUAGACUGUUUGAUGAUCUUAAGAAAAGCAAGCUUGACCUGUUACUGUAUGUGACUGAUACACUGGCAUACUUCCCCUAUGUGAUCCUAGAUGAACCAUUGUUUAUYAUGCACCAUAUUGAUACUAUGCUAUCAGUGUCUGGUGCUCACUUAYUGCAGGCUUUCAAAGAGGUUAUAUUACCAAAGACACAACCAGUUGUAGAGAAAGCAGAUCCAGCAGUAGUGUCAGCAGAUGAUGAUGAUGAAGACACCAUUCAAUCAAUAAUGGAGCGUAUUCCUGAAGACAGCACACAGUUUUCUCAUCACUGCCAUUCUGCACAGAAGUGCUUGUUACUUUUAUUAUUGAAAGAGCAUUUAAAGGAAUUAUAUAGCUUAACAGAUGGGUAAGACAUUUGUUAGUACACAUGAGCGGAUUUCGUAUGAGUGGGACAYGGUUACCACACGGUUACCGGACCUGGCCUGCAAAAUUAUUGU
Exaiptasia diaphana is the source of this 3567-nucleotide messenger RNA. RefSeq names its product nipped-B-like protein A. The record is from RefSeq and is a predicted model, not a curated record. The transcript is spliced from 30 exons. Gene Ontology annotation, cellular component: Scc2-Scc4 cohesin loading complex. Gene Ontology annotation, biological process: regulation of gene expression; establishment of mitotic sister chromatid cohesion; establishment of protein localization to chromatin. The coding region runs from base 1 to 3480 and encodes 1159 amino acids. Lineage: Eukaryota; Metazoa; Cnidaria; Anthozoa; Actiniaria; Aiptasiidae. Gene Ontology annotation, molecular function: chromatin binding.